AUGGGGAAGAACAAGCAAGGGCUGGCUGGCCUAAAAUCAGCAUGUUCUGAGCACGGAGCACUCAUCAGUAGAUGUCAAGGCCUACUUGCUACUACAAACACGAUGGCCCAUGAACUUGGACACGUUCUUGGGGCAGAGCACGAUGGAGAUGGAAACAGAUGCAACGCCGAAGACGGGUUCAUCAUGGCUGCUGUCUCGGAAAACUCGCCCAAGAAUGAAAAUAAAUUUUCCCGCUGCUCCAAAAAUUAUUUUGAGGAAUUAUUUGAUUCUUUGGAUAGAUCACGAAAAGGUAACUGCUUACUGAGAAAGCAUAAUCCGAGAAGUAGAAACCCAUUUUCGGAAUAUUUGAAAAUGUCUCCGGGUAGAAUCAUAGACCCACACCUUCAAUGCAAGCUCCAGUAUGGUCCUUCGUCUUACUACUGCCAUAUUGGUUCGGACGAUUGCACGAAAAUGCAUUGCAAAAAUCCGGACUCUGUAAAUUGUUUGGAGUCCCUGAUAGUGAAAGCCUACCCGAACACAACGUGUGGAGCUGGCAGGAGCUGUCAGAAGAGGCAGUGUCUUCCCGAUCCGAUGACUGAAACUGAUAAGGACUCAUGUUUCUUUGGGGACGAACCCGGUCCAUUCAUAUUAAAUGGCGAACAUUAUGAAUGUUUGAAGGAUAAUGUGAGAUUUUGCUACUAUAAGGAUUUUGAGAAAAAAUGCUGUAAGACAUGCGCUGAGGCUAAAGACCAUUCGAAACCAGAAAAGUGCAAGUUUGGGGACCGACCGAAUUUGGUAAACUUCGAAGGGACGCCUGUCACAUGCUCGAAAGACAGCAUCAGCAUGUGCUACUACGAUUGGUAUGAGCAAAAGUGCUGCAAAACGUGCGCAGAGGCCAAGGAUACAUCAAAAUCUGCUUCUUGCCCAUACGGCGACCAGCCAUUCAAAACUAACUUCGAUGGUGAAAUCAUAAGCUGCUCAAAGAACAGAACCAACAUGUGCUAUUACGACUGGUACGAGAAACAGUGCUGUCUGACCUGCACAGAAGCUAGAACAAAUUCAAAAUCGGCAACCUGCCCAUACGGAGAUAAACCGUUUAAAACGAAUUUUGAUGGGGAAAUCGUCGAAUGUUCCAAGGAUCGAACGGACUACUGCUACUAUGAGUGGUAUGAGAAACAGUGUUGUCAGUCCUGUGCCGAAGCUAAGAAAGAUCCCACCUGUCCGUAUGGGGAUAAACCAGGAUACAUGAGAUUCAACGACGAGCGAGUCGAUUGUUCAGCAAAAAAUUCAAAUUUUUGCUACUACGAUUCAUUUGCCAAGAGGUGCUGCAAGAUGUGUGCUGAGACUAAAGAUGUGACCAAACCAGGUUGCGAGUACGGUAACAAAGACAGAAUGUGCAAAUCAUAUUUGUCGAGGGGUCCUUUGGCUCGCCUUUGCUCAGGUGCUGGCAACUUCAAAGACUUAUGUUGUCUGGAGUGCCUAAAUUAUGAAUAA
This is a messenger RNA of Helobdella robusta, 1473 nucleotides long. RefSeq lists its product as hypothetical. Gene Ontology annotation, molecular function: metalloendopeptidase activity; protein binding. Bases 1 to 1473 code for a protein of 490 amino acids. Lineage: Eukaryota; Metazoa; Annelida; Clitellata; Rhynchobdellida; Glossiphoniidae. Gene Ontology annotation, biological process: extracellular matrix organization; proteolysis. The record is from RefSeq and is a predicted model, not a curated record. Gene Ontology annotation, cellular component: extracellular matrix. The transcript is spliced from 10 exons.